UCUCAUUCAGUGAAUCACUGCAUCAAGGAGUCUGAUGUCGUCGCGCAUCUUCUCCCGAGCCGUGGUCUUUGUCCGGGGAAAGUCAGCAGCACCGCCGCCCUGAGGCACCUCAGUGGUCCGCAAGACGAUGGAUGACCACCCACUCCGCCUCUCCAUACAGAUGUACGCCACGAAGUCGUCGCCAUCAGUGUCGCCACACAAGACGACGACGCGGAAUGAGCUUAGGCCGCUGGUGUAGUCGAUAGUGCGGCACUCCCAUAGGGGUGUCGGCCGGAGCAUCAGAGUGGCGAUCGCAUCGUACCCGGGGGCAGACGGCUGACUGCUGUGCUCAUGAAACGACACCACAUUCGAACUCAAGUUGGCCAUCCUGAAAGGGCAGAGAGGAACAGACAGAGGGCACCGCACAUUCAUUCCUGUCUUGUUUGUUCUCUCAUUUGAAUCACUGCACACACCUCAUGUGAAUCAGUGACCGGAAACCUUGAUAGUCACAACCGGAGCCUGCAGACGCACAGACAGCGGAGAUCGCCCUUCACAUCAAGCGCGACUUCCAUAUGAAUGUUUCACCCUCCGUUCCCAUACAUACGUGCAUACAUACAUGUGCAGGCCGGGUCUGUUGGAUCGAAUCGAGAGGCGUACUCGCGCGGCACCGUCUGCUGUGUGUACAGGAUCACACCAGUCCAUCCCAAUGCCUCCUGCCCGUCUGCCAUUCGCGCCAGCUCCGUUCUGAGGCUGAGCCGAUGGCUAUACACUGAGUACCCCCGCAUGCUUCUCCAGCGCGUCAGCUCCAUCUCCCCCUCACGACCAAGUCGAUGACCAUACAAGGAGUAUUGGCGCACGGCGUCCGGUCGGCUCAGGUAGAGGGCCUUGUCGUCGCUAGCCCGUUUGACGUCAGCGGCCGUCAGACGCACAGGCAGGGACGCCACGCGGCCAGCGCUCUUGGCCAUGCGGAGGAUGGGCACAUUCUCCGCCCACUGCCCGCCGUAAGCCAGCACCCACCAGAGCCGCACUAGGUAGUGCACUCGGCUCAUCUGCUGCCCCGGCCGGUCGCUAGGCUCGUACGUCAGUACUCGGUUCAGGUGGUGUUGGCGGAGAAGCUCGGCGACGCCCCUCUCGAUGCUGUCGGCGAUGGCGGUGCUGAAUGCGAUUGUGCGGGAUGCGCCGAACAGGGCAGCGCACCCGUUGAAGUCCAGCAGCCGUCGUAGCUUGUCUGCCAGCGCCUGCAGCUCAUAGUCGCCGAGCACUUGCGCAUUCAGAAGACAGAACCUGCGCGGCUCGACUUGGAGAUACCAAGACGACGAUGAGGCCUCUGUAGCGCCCGUAGCUCCAGUCAAAAACAUCUGCAAGGAACAAAGGUCCCCC
This is a messenger RNA of Vitrella brassicaformis, 1359 nucleotides long. The record is from the annotation of a GenBank genome assembly. NCBI's taxonomy places the organism in Eukaryota, Vitrellaceae.